This is a messenger RNA of Parathielavia appendiculata, 2276 nucleotides long. RefSeq names its product DEAD-domain-containing protein. Gene Ontology annotation, molecular function: ATP binding; nucleic acid binding. The transcript is spliced from 2 exons. Lineage: Eukaryota; Fungi; Ascomycota; Sordariomycetes; Sordariales; Chaetomiaceae. Gene Ontology annotation, cellular component: mitochondrion. The coding region runs from base 270 to 2180 and encodes 636 amino acids. The record is from RefSeq and is a predicted model, not a curated record.
CCACUUAAAUGUUAAGCUGUCUGCAGAACCCAUUUAUAUUUGCAUGGGUGCGAUAAGAUUAGCGUCCUGAACUUUGGCCCCUAGCUCGGCCGUGAAUUUUCUUCUGGCUCUGCGCUGCAUUCCCAUCCCGGAUCACGACCAACAAGGCCCUUGACAACUACUUCGUCGCCCACCCACGACGACGGCCUCUGUUCUGGAUUCCGGCACUCCCUUUAGGGUUACAAAAGAAGCGUCAAUUAAUUUGAGGAUCCUUUCUCGAGUGCGCGAACAUGAUGAGAACCACCCUCUUACGGCAGGCGGCUGCGACACGCGCUGCUCUCGCCGCACGCCCGGCACAGGCCGCAUACAGGGCUUCUUCAGCUGCCCUUGGCCUCUCGCGCCCUGCCCGAACCGCUCCUGCAGCAGUCCGCCGAUCUGCCGCCUCUCUUCUUCGCUUCUACUCGAGCGAGUCUGCCGCUCCCGCGCCGUCGGCCGAUGCCUCCUCCGGCUUCAUUACCCGCUUCGCAGACCUGCCCCAGCUCGGCGUGAAUAACCAGCUCGUCCAUUCCAUCACCAAGGGCAUGGGGUACGAGAACAUGACCGACGUCCAAUCCAUGACCAUCAACGCUGCUCUCGCCGGGAAAGACGUUGUCGCCCAAGCCAAGACUGGCACAGGCAAGACCCUGGCUUUUCUUGUCCCCAUCGUUCAGAGGAUCAUUGCUGGUCAGCCCGAGCUCGAAAAGCCUCGUGGUGGCGGCCGGGCCCGCUCUGACGACAUCCGCGCCAUCAUCCUCUCACCUACCCGCGAGCUGGCCGAGCAGAUUGGCGUCGAAGCGAAGAAGCUUUGCCAAGGGACCGGCGUCAUUGUGCAAACUGCCGUCGGCGGGACGCAUAAGAACUUGAUGCUGCGCAAGACGCGCAUCGAAGGCUGCCACCUUCUGGUCGCCACCCCGGGCCGCCUGCACGACCUCCUCACGGAUGAAUCCAGCGGAAUCGACGCCCCUCGUCUUGCUGCUUUGGUGCUGGAUGAGGCAGAUCGGAUGUUGGACGUGGGCUUCAAGACCGAACUCGAGAACAUCGUUCGCUACCUGCCUGAUCGCGAGAAGGUGCCCCGGCAAACCCUUCUGUACUCGGCUACCCUGCCCAAGAACGUGGUUGGCAUUGCCCGCCAGUUCAUCAACCCGACCAACUUCGAGUUUGUCCAGACGGUCAGGGCAGACGAAGUUCCGACCCACGAAAGGGUACCGCAGUUCAUCGUCCCGUGCCGCGGCUUCGAGAAUCUUGCGCCCACCCUGUUGGAAUUGAUUCGCCGUGACGUGGCCGCAGCCCAGUCAGACCCGGAAAAGCUUCCCUUCAAGGCCAUCGUUUUUCUUCCCACCACAUCCGCGGUCAUGUCAUAUUCGUACCUGUUCCGUCGCCUUAAACAUGACGACCGCUCGAUCCCCAGGGUGUACGACAUUCAUUCCAAGUUGACCCAGAAGUCACGGACCCGGAGCGCAGACGACUUCAGGGAUGCGCAGUCGGCCAUUCUUUUCUCCUCCGACGUUUCAGCUAGAGGCAUGGAUUUCCCCAACGUGACCCACGUCAUCCAGGUACAUCUUCCCCAGGAUCGGGACUUGUACAUCCACCGCAUCGGGCGAACUGGGCGAGCCGGCAAGCAGGGCGUGGCUUACCUGUUGGCUUCCGAUGUUGAGGUUCCGGGCGCGAGGGACCUGCUUCCGGGCUUGCCUAUCCAGCGAUGCACCGAUUUUGAAUGCGCCUCUGUCGACGUGACCAAGGCCGACACGCUUCCAGAGCCGUUUAGGCAGCUUCGCGAGGCUGCGGAGAAGGCGCCCUUCGAUAUUCUCAGAGACACUUAUACCUCACUUCUCGGAAACGCCAUCAGACACGUCGACCGGCAGGACGUCGUGCACGAGGCCAACAAUCUGGCCAAGUACGGCUGGGGCAUGGACGAGCCGCCGGCGGUCUCACCCAGGCUCGCUCAGAACGUUGGGCGCGGAAUUCGAGGGCUGCGGAUAUCUGACACCGGUAUCUCCCGCCACGAUGGUCGCGGCAGUGGUUUCGGUGGCCGCGAUGGUGGAUUUGGUGGCCGCGGGAUCCGCGACGGACGCAGCGGCCGUAGUGGCGACCCAUUUUCCGCCAUGGAGCGGAUGGGAAACGACCGUCCCCGCAGGCACCGGGCCCCCCCUCCCGCCUUCUAAAUGCUCCUUGAGGGAGUGAUGAGGACUUGUUUUGGUUCUCGUUGCUCGAGCGCUUCCGCGACUUCUGGUGCUGUACUUGUACGAUAACAUGUCCUU